Messenger RNA from Spodoptera exigua (beet armyworm), 2992 nucleotides. Lineage: Eukaryota; Metazoa; Arthropoda; Insecta; Lepidoptera; Noctuidae. The record is from the annotation of a GenBank genome assembly.
GUUUUUUAUUCGCGACUUCGCGUUCUAUUUUUGUGUGUGACGGUUCCGUCCGGCGGAGAAGGAUUUUAUUUUGCAAAUAAUUUUGAUGGUUUUCGUUUAGAUCAUCGAAAUCCCUGCAGAAGUGCUCCCGAUUGCGGUAAAUUAUCAAAAUGCAGAACGGAGACGGUACGCCAACCGCCGCGGAUAACACCAAGAAAACGGUGCCUGAGGAGGUUACGAAGUAUUCGUUCCGGUUGAAGGUAUGGCGUCAUUUGGAGUCCAAUGGACUGGCAAUGUUCCCGAGGCCGGUCUACAACAGGAUCCCUAACUUCAAAGGCGCCCCAGAGGCCGCAGCCAAGUUGGCUGAACUGGACGUGUUUAAGAAUGCUAGCACCGUGAAAGUCAACCCUGAUAAACCGCAGGAGGCUGUGAGGGUAAUUUGCCUAGAGCAACAAAAGACCCUGUACGUGCCGGUGCCUCGUCUGCAGAAAGGGUUCCUAAACCGGCUGGAGCUGCCUGAAGGAGAGACUGGCCCAGCAGCCAUCAGGAAGGCCGUCUCGCGCAACGGAAUGGAGUCCUAUGGAAAGCCUAUUGGCAUAGAAGACUCCGUUUCGCUUGAUUUGGUCGUAAUGGGAUCAGUAGCUGUGUCCAAAGAGGGAUACCGCAUUGGCAAGGGUCGAGGCUAUGGCGACCUCGAGUUCGGUCUGAUGAUGCACAUGAAAGCCAUCAAGCCAAACACACUGGUUGCCACAACUGUGCACGAUUGCCAGGUGUUCGACACACUUCCGGCAGAAUUGUUCGGACCGCAUGACGUCCCGAUCGAUAUCAUUGUCACACCGACUCAGGUGAUAUCAACUCAACGUAUGAGCCAACGGCCAGUGGGCAUUCUGUGGCAUUUAUUGUCCAAUCGUCGCCUCGAGCUCAUGCCCAUAUUGGGACAACUGCGUGAGAUUGAAAUGCUUGCGGGCCGUGCGUGUCCCCUGAAGGAGGUAGACACGGACGUGGAAGAACGCGCCGCGCAACGCCCCCGUCGUCUAAGACACCGUACUCGCUCGCAUAAGAGCCAGAGCGAGGGAGAGGGUAAUACCACGGAGGGCGAAGAAGGCAAAACGGGCGGCAAAGCGCGUCGUUCCACGCGCCGGCGUAACAGUCAAAAGUCUGCCAGCAAGGACAAGGACGAGAAACCACGUCGUCCAAAGAGACAACGUCCUGAUAUCGACUUUUCUGUCAAGAUUUCCAACAUAAGUCCCAAUACGAGAGUGCGCGAUCUGAAGCAGGCGCUUUCUGAACGCGGAGUCAAGCCACAGAUCAUGGUUUGGAAGGGAUUCCGUGGCUUCUGUUAUCUACACUUCUUCAAGCCAAGCCCACAGAAGGGCGAGGGUGAUAGUGGGUCUGGUGUGAGCAUGGAGAGCGUCCUGUCUGCGCUGGCGCAGAUGUCGCUGGGCGGCAGCGGGGGCGCGGGGGAGGGCGCGGCCGGCGCCGGGGAAGAGCCGCGCGACGACAAGCCGCGUCUGCUCUGCGUCGAGCCCGCGCCGCCGCGACACGAGAAGCCGCAGGCUGAAGUUCAUUAAAUUGCAAAAGGCGAUGGACUCCAAAAUGUAUCCCUCGAUAUUUUGUUAACUACUACCUUAUGAUUAUUUCUAAAACACGCAUAUAUCGUUGAUCGCUUGGUUUUGCACUCGGACUGACGGGUUCCCUGUCGCAUUCCGACACUAAUUUGUAUAACGUUAAGGUACCUUUUUCUUUGCGCCGGCCCUACUACAAUGAAAGAUGGGCGCAAUGCAUACUGGCGUCUUAGUUGCAUCCGUCACUACGGGACAUGAGCCGCAGUGUGAUGUUGGGAGUGUAUACUUUGUUUUGUAAGAGUGCCGAGGCACGGUUCACUUAUGUUGUCUACGCGCAGUAUGCAGCGCGCCCUCUACCCGAAGUAGAAGCGAGGAGGUUCGAUUUUAGUUUGUGUCGAUAGUUCGGACAUGUGUUCGCUCGAUGGUAUUUAGUUCUUAUUUGUAUGGGCCGGCCUCUAGAGUGAACUAUAUUUAUACACUUAACGAAAAUUAUAUCUUUAUGAAUGUUUUAGUUGUCUCUAGUCUAAAGUUAGCAUGUAAUUGAACGUUGUUUCUAUAAAAUGUUUAUGGUUCCGCGUUUGUUUCAAUGCAGAUACGUUUAAGCAUUCUUCCAUAAUUAUAUUACGAGAAAAGAAGCUAUAUUUUUAGUAUAUAGUAUAGAUUGAACUAAAACUAUAAAGUUUAUAUUUAAUAUUGUAAGGUGCUUUGAAGAACGGAGUCCCGAACUUUGUUUAGAAAUUAGUUUGGAAGGAUUUGAUUAGUGUUAAGAGUAUUUAUUUUAUUGCGAAAUUUGGGGCUCCGUUUUUUAUCUAGUUGUAUAUUUGUGCCAACUUUGUUUGAAUAUCUCCCAACUUGUUAAUAAAAUUUCGCGUAAUUAAAAUCUGUAGGCGGUAUCGCAACAUUUGAAAGUUUGUCUUGGACUAUGAUACAUUUUAAAUUUAACAUAUCGAAAUGUAAGUUGGUAUAAAUAUUUCCAUCUGCGGAUGUCAAAGUUACUUUUUCAGUAUUAGGUUAUCUGUAAUUUAAGACUUGAAAAGUAAUAUAUUAUUGACAUAAUAAGAUAAUAUAUUUAAACUAUAUACUUCUUAGUCUGCGAACUAGUCGUUCGCACUGCAUUGGUCUCUCUUAGCGUAAAAGAUGUUGUAUUUUAUAUAGAAAGAGGUAUUUUAUUAACGUAUUUUUCGAAAUUUUUAGUUAUAUCGGGUUGCAUAAUAUUAUAUAGCUUUGUCGUUUAUAUUUACUGGCAUUUUCUCGUUACUGUUAGCGUCUGUACACGUACACUCGCGCAAUGAAGCGUUAUAUCGUCUGUUACAUUAUUGUUAUUCUCACUCAGCAAGUUUAAGCACUACAAAUAUAUAUUUAUGUAUAUAACUUGUUAACAUAUGCUAUUUACUAGUUUAUUUUGUAAUUUUAUAACGUUGGGUAGCAAGCAUGGACGAGCGUUUUUU